Molecule: messenger RNA, 2733 nt
Organism: Thermochaetoides thermophila DSM 1495
Lineage: Eukaryota; Fungi; Ascomycota; Sordariomycetes; Sordariales; Chaetomiaceae
Exons: 3
Coding region: 1-2733 (910 amino acids)
Biological process (GO): regulation of transcription by RNA polymerase II; DNA-templated transcription
Cellular component (GO): nucleus
Molecular function (GO): DNA-binding transcription activator activity, RNA polymerase II-specific; zinc ion binding; RNA polymerase II cis-regulatory region sequence-specific DNA binding
Source: RefSeq, a predicted model, not a curated record
AUGUCGGAGCCGAGCGAGCACAGCACCAGCCCGGCGGCCACCGAAUCUCACCUGUCGCAUCAUGACUCCCACUCGUCGCAUGUCGACCGGGAUCAUGACCACCACGACCGGGAGUCCUCUCACAAUGACCGGGAUCGGGACCGGGACCGGGAUCAUGAUCGCGAUCGGAACAGGACCGGGAGUGUGAGUGGCAAUGAUCGUGACCGGGGAGCAGGCGGGUCAGCCGACCGGAGCGACCGGCCCCCUCCUCGGAAGCGGCAACGCGUGAGAUUAUCGUGCCUCGAAUGCCGCCGCCGCAAGCUCUCAUGCGACCGUGAGUUCCCUUGCUCGCGCUGUCUCCAGUCUGGCACCCCUGAGCGCUGCGAGUAUGAGACCCGUCCCGGCCUGGCCCCUCCGAACAAGCUCGGCCUGACCCCUACUGCCCUGGCUGGAAUUGAAUCCCGUCUACCUCCUCUGUCCCUACCCAGCACUGGGGGCGAGUCGCCGUAUUUCCGUAAGGACGCCCGGGAUUCGGACCGGAUCCGCCGACUCGAGCUUGAGGUCGCCCAGCUCAAAUCACUCUUACUCAAGCAGGCCCAAGCUCCCUCGGUUGAUGGUAGCAGCACCCUUCAGGAACGCUCUCCCCAGGAGGUGAAGCAGGCAAACGAUGAACAAACUGAGCAGGAGCAGCGCCGGGAGGUCGAGGUGCCUCCGUUUCUGCAGACCCAAGAGACCUCUGCGGAUCGCGAAGAGUUACGCUUCUUCAGGGGUAAGGAGUUCAAGACACGCUACUAUGGUCCCGCUAGCGCAUUCUUGGCCUUCCAGGAACUCAGUGGACUGUGCCCUUUUAUGAAAGAAACAUCGGAGGAGUGGCUGCGUCCACUCCAUAUCCAUCGCCCCAAGGAUCGCAAGAAAGGGGCUGAAGAAAGGGAGCGGCGUUUCCGUGAGCCCGACCCGGAACUGGAAGCCUUGUUACCAUCUAAAGAGGAGACAGACAAUUUAGUGUCCAUCUAUCUGGAACAGUUCGAGCAAGUGCACCGGAUCGUGCAUAUCCCCAGUUUCCGACGCGACUACGCCAAGUUCUGGCAGCCCGGAGAAACUCGCAAUGCCGCCUUCACGGCCUUGGUGUUGGCCAUGAUGGGCAUCUCAAGCUGCUUGGGCGCCCAGCUGCCUCACAAGUUUGAUAAGAUGGUUUCGAGCUCACACACCCGGGCCAUCCGCUGGGUCCAGGCCGUCGACGCCUGGCAGGAGAAGCAGAGUCAGAAGCACCGCCGGCUGAUCCAUUAUCAGAUCGCAUGCCUCGUCUACCUGGCCAAGCGUAUCAACACCAUGAAAAAGAAGCGCUUCUGGAAGAAUGCUGGCGCAAUGACCCAGGAUGCUAUUGGUGUUGGUCUGCACCGCGAGCCCAGCCAUAUGAGCGAUAAGAUCUCCCCCUUCAACCAGGAGAUGCGUCGCCGUAUCUGGGCAACCAUACAAAGCUAUGACUUACAGGCUUCCUUUGACCAUGGGUUACCGUCUAUUCUGUGCUCUUUGCAUUUUGACGUCGACCCACCUCGCAAUAUUGACGAUGAAGAGUUCGACGAAGACUCCAAGGAGCUUCCUCCUUCUAAACCCCCAAGCGAGUAUACCUUCUCUUCCUUCCAGCACCUCAGCCGCCAGUCCCUUCCUUUGCGACUGGAGCUCAGUCGUCUGCUCACCGGUCCACCAGAGGAGCUGGACUAUGAUAGAGUGAUCCGUUACACGAACGAAAUCAACCAAGAGAUCGAUGCACUUCCUUCUUGGGACGUGAGCGACACUUCAACAGACUCUUCCCAAUCGGACCAACAGGGACGGCCCCUCAAGAAGCCACUUCUCGCCUACACCCUCUUGCACAUUCAACUCCGACAGUACAUCAUCCCCCUUCACCAGCCUUUCUUGCGAUUGCGCAAAACCAAUUCCAAGUAUCAGUACUCAGAAAUUAUAUACUACAACGCCGCGCGCGACAUGGUCCUUCUCCACGAUCGUCUGGCCCAGCAGGGUAUCCGCACGCUUAAUUUUUUGCGCGAGGACUCCCUGACCCUGGCCAUCAAUUUGACGUCUGUCACCAUGCUCCAACCGCGCGGCUCAACGAACAUGAUCAUGAUCAACUCCCAACACACGCUGCAGCUGCUGGAGAAGUGUCUUGCCAUGAAGGAGGACCGCAUCCUACGCUGUGGUAACAACGAGCCGUGGGGGUACAGCAUCAUGUGUGCCGCGUUUGGGUUGCUGGAGGCCCACCUCGGGACUAAGACGCCCGAGGCAGCAAAGGCUGCCAGCGCGGAGAGGUUUAUCAAUUUGCAUUAUAAGCUUUUGGCUGGUCAAGACCCGCCUGGGUCUCAGCAGUCACUUGGACUUGGUGUUGCGGGUUGUUGUAGUGGUGUGCCUCAGGGGUCGGCGCCCAGUGAUCAGCAACAGCAUCAGCAGCAAGGCAGAGGAAUGCCAGGCAUGCCAUACGGUCCUCAGCUGCCGAACGGGUCUGCUGGUGAAGGGGGCUAUAUGAGGUCGAAGUCCGUCACACCGUUCCCGCCAUCCUCUUCGCAACAGGGUGCCGUGGGCGGCGCAAACCAGGUGGAAGUCCCUGGUACGCCAUGGUGGAUGCCGAAUGCAGCUGACCCGUCUGGUCUACCUCAGCAGAUCCAGCCGUUGAACCCUGAGUUUAACCUUGAGACUUUAGGCUAUAAUCUUAAUGAGCUGUGGGGCAGCGGAAACUUUGAUUGGGAUGCCAUGAUGCCGUGA